Molecule: messenger RNA, 3068 nt
Organism: Suricata suricatta (meerkat)
Lineage: Eukaryota; Metazoa; Chordata; Mammalia; Carnivora; Herpestidae
Gene: TSNARE1
Product: t-SNARE domain containing 1
Exons: 14
Coding region: 125-2842 (905 amino acids)
Biological process (GO): vesicle-mediated transport
Cellular component (GO): nucleus; membrane
Source: RefSeq, a predicted model, not a curated record
GUGAUGUUUGGGUCCCGGCUCCGCCCCUUGCACCGCCCCUCCUGCCGCGAGCAAGCUGAGCGCACCCGCGAACCACCCCGGCCCAGCUCCGUGGGAAGGCAGUGGCCCUGCGCUCUGUGAGAAGAUGUCCUGUGGAUCCAUCGCUGGCAGUGGUGGCCUGGGGAGCCAGAGCCCUUUCGGGGGGCCCUCCCGACAAGGCUGUCAGCCCCUAGAGUGCGCUAAAUGUUGGACCGAGUAUGGAAUCCGCCAUUUCCCCUGCCCGUCUCCAGAGAGCGGCCCGCAGGAUCCCUGUGUGGGCAAGGACGGGGAAGGUGAUCUGGGGUCAGCGGGCACACCCAGAGGCCCGGGGGCCAGGAAGCGAGGGCCGGGGGUCGCCCCCGAAGGCACUGGGACACCAGCGCCCACCUCACCACCCCCUGCCGGCCCGAGGAGGGACUCUGCCGGCAGGGCCCACGGCCGGCUGGCAGGGCCCAGUGCCACGCGGGCCAAGAAGAGGAAGCCCAACUUCUGCCCGCAGGAGACGGAGGUCCUGGUGUCCAAGGUCAGCAAGCACCACCAGCUGCUGUUCGGCACGGGGCUGCCAAAGGCCGAGCCCACGCACAGGUACCGCGUGUGGAGCCGCAUCCUGCAGGCCGUCAACGCCCUGGGCUACUGCCGCCGUGACAUCGUGGACCUCAAGCACAAGUGGAGGGACCUGCGCGCGGUCGUGCGGCGCAAGCUGGGCGCCCUCCGCCCUGUGGCGCAUGGUCCCGGACGGCUCCGGGCCUCGGCCCUCACGCCCGUGGAGCAGCUGGUGGCCAGGACCUUCUCCUGCCAGGCCCCGCCCCCUGACGGCCUCGGCCUGGAGCCGCUCAGAGGGGCUUCGAGUGCCCCGGGCGGGCCUGCUGGUCCCCCCGUGAUGCUGUGGGGACGCCCCGGCUGGGAGGGGUCGCUGCCCCACAGCCCCGUGAAGCUGUGUGCUCCCCCCUCCUGUCUCGCAGCCACGCAGGUGGACCCUGGUGGCCUCCCGGAGCUGUUCCAGCAGACAUCGGCCCGCGUCUCCCGGAUCAACUCCAGCGUGACCUCCUUGGAGCAGAACCUCCGGUCCCUGGGGACGCCGAGUGACACGCCGGAGCUGAGGGAGAGCCUGCACGCGGCGCAGCAGGAGACCAACACGACCAUCGAGGCCAGCGCCUGUGCCGUGAAGCAGAUGGCCCAGCUCCUGCGGGGCUGCUCCCCGCGACAGCGCCUUCAGCUGGAGCGGCUCAGGACUCAGCUGUCGGACGGCGUUCAGCGCUACGGCGCCCUGCAGAAGAAAAUUGCGGAGAAGUCCAGAGCUCUGCUUCCCAUGGCGCAGAGGGGUGCCAAACAGCAGCAGAGUCCCCGGGCCCCUUAUGCUGAGCUGCCCGACGAUGGAAAGAUCUUUAACGGGGGUGACGGCAUGUGGCAGGGCCAGGAGCAGACGUCCCUUCCAGAGAUCACCGAGGACGACGUGGAGGCCAUCCGGCUGCGCGAGGAGGCCAUCUUGCAGAUCGAGAGUGACUUGUUGGAUGUAAAUCAGAUCAUCAAGGAUUUGACUUCCAUGGUGUCAGAGCAAGGAGAUGCCACCGGGUCCCGCAGCGGCAGGGCUGCAUGCCGGCAGAGCUCCAGCCCAGAGCCGGCCGUGGUGGCUCCGCUGCCCGGGCCGGGGCGCGCGCCCCUGCGGCAGGGCCCUCACUCCCGCACCAAGACGCGCAAGCCCAACUUCAGCCCCCAGGAGACGGAGGUGCUGGUGCAGAGGGUGGCUCGCCACUACCCCCUGCUGUUUGGGGCGCUGCGGGCCACGCCCUCCCGGAAGCACCGCGUGUGGAGCAAGAUCCUGCAGGCGGUCAACGCCCUGGGCUACUGCCGCAGGGACCUGGGCGAACUCAAGCACAAGUGGAGGGACCUGCGUGGGAACGUGCGCAAGAAGCUGGCGGAGCACCCAUGGGCCCCCGGCCUCGUCCUCACCCCUGUCGAGCGCAUGGUGGCCGAGACCUUCUCCUCCCCAGCCCCCCUGGGCGAGGGCCAGGCUGCUGAGCCCCUGCCAAGUUGGGGAUUGAAGGUCCAGAGAAAAGAAGGGUUCCCCCAAGCCACACAGGUUCAGGAGGAAAAGCUGGCUUUGGAGACCAGGCUGCAGGAUCUCAUGUCCAGGGCCUUUGCUGCUGCGCUGGGGAAGCAUUGCUCCAUGUCCGCCCUCCCACCCUCCUGGAACAGCCCCGUGCUGGAGGAGUGCACCCACGGGCCGGCGGACGAGGAAGACGAGGCCCCCAGCUGCCUGUGGCUACCCUUGCGGACCCCGGAUGGGCCAAGCCUGCCCGAACCUGACCCCCUGGACCUACGAGGAACUGUCCCCGCCCCUGCCUCCUCACCCUCCCCGCCGGACUCCCCCACCUCCCCCGCCUCCCCGGCCUCUGCGCCCCCUGCAGCUGCAUUUCCAGGGGCCCUCGGACCCUCCCCACCCUCCACUGUGCCGCCCCCACCCCCUGGGCAGCCCACAGCAGAGGCCUCCGAGUUUGAGCAGUGGCUGCUGGCCUCCCAUCGGCGACAAGGCGCCCUGCUCGCCCACUGGUCACAGCAGCAGAGCGCCCUGAUGGCCCAGCAGAACCUGCUGCUCCAGCGGCUGGCCGAGCAGAGCCAGCGGCUGGCCGACGGCGUCGAGGCCCUCAACCAGACCCUCGGGAAGCUGGCGGAGGCCUGCGCGGCCCAGGGAGCCCCGCCCAUGGUUCCGGACGGCACCCCCGCUGGUGGGGUGGCUGCUGGACCCACCAGAGGCACCCAGGGCAGCCCUCAGGGCCUGGAGGUCUUCUCAGGGAUGAUCCUGAAGGUGGAGGAGGAGGUCUAGAGUCUGGCCCCCAGGGAGCUGCACACAGAGCAGGGACCCCAGCCCUCCUCAGAGGCAGGCUGGGGGACAGCAGGGCAGAGUUGGGGCCUCGAUGGAGCCUGCGAGGACACAGGACACACUCGCGCAGAGAAAGGCUCUGGAGCCCGUCGGUGGGUCCUGGACAGGAGCCUACUCAGGGAUGUCAUGGCCGGAAGAGACAGAGAGGCGCUGGCAGAGCCCGUCCCCC